Puntigrus tetrazona (Sumatra barb) is the source of this 5721-nucleotide messenger RNA. It is a transcript of the gene mslna, whose product is annotated as mesothelin a. Bases 315 to 5333 code for a protein of 1672 amino acids. Lineage: Eukaryota; Metazoa; Chordata; Actinopteri; Cypriniformes; Cyprinidae. The transcript is spliced from 42 exons. The record is from RefSeq and is a predicted model, not a curated record. Gene Ontology annotation, cellular component: cell surface. Gene Ontology annotation, biological process: cell-matrix adhesion.
AAACCUGGAAGCUUUUCUUCAUCAAAACCAGCACAAACCUUGAUGAUGCACUGCUGAAAUUUUCCAACAAGACUCCCAGUGUCAGCAAUGUGUCUCUGUCCGAUGUGCUGGAUGUGAUCGAUGACAUCCGGAUCAGUCGCUUUAGUCCCCAGAGACUGAAGGAUCCUGUCUUCAUCCAGUCAUGGUUCCAGGGACGACUGAACCCCUUCUUACCAUCCAUCUCUCAAAGACUCCUGUCCUGCCUCGGCACCAGAAACUUCACCUGUGAAAGUUACCGCACUAUUUACUCAGAUCUAAAUAAUAAUUUUGGACUGAUGAACAGUGCAACACAGAGAUUUGUCCUCAGUGACUUUAUUCGUCCAUUCCUGUCACAACGUCAAAACACAGGUAUCGAUUGCACAUUGCCAUUUAACAACAGCGUGGACUUCAUCCUGCAAAACUUCGGCAGUUUCUCUCCGUUGGCACGGCUUCAAGAUUUCUCCAGUUUCAGCCGCAAUUUUUCAGCUGUGGAUGCUGUUUCUGUUCUCACAAUGAGACAGCUGGAGGAACUGGUGUUCAGUCCUCCUGCUAAACCAGAAGACAGAGGAAACAUCCUCACAAAAGUCUUUGACUUCCUUCUUAAAGACUCCAACAGAGACAAACUAAACAACUUCCUGCCCUCUCUUCAGGCACAGGCCAGAAAGGCAAACUUCAACUGUAGUGACUACAAAGUCAUUUUUGACAGGAUGGAUCAGACAUUAUCGUCAGUCGCUCCUAACCAGUCUGAAGCCCUGCUGACGAUCAGAGACUCUGUGAUGAUGAUUCCUCCUGACGAGUGCAUUGAGAGAACGAUCCAAUGCACAACAACUCCUGUAAAUGAGUCUGUCCUCUGUGCGAGUGUCAACAGCUCUGCCGUGGAUCAGUUCUUGAACGGACUGACUCCAAACACACCAGGACUUUGUAACUUCACUGUGGUGCAGUUUGCCUGUCUACCAACGCUCUCACAGUUAAACUCUCAACAAGUGGCUGACCUGCUGGCUUGCAAACUGUCCAGCAAUGUGACAAAAGAAACCUGGAAGCUUUUCUUCAUCAAAACCAGCACAAACCUUGAUGAUGCACUGCUGAAAUUUUCCAACAAGACUCCCAGUGUCAGCAAUGUGUCUCUGUCCGAUGUGCUGGAUGUGAUCGAUGACAUCCGGAUCAGUCGCUUUAGUCCCCAGAGACUGAAGGAUCCUGUCUUCAUCCAGUCAUGGUUCCAGGGACGACUGAACCCCUUCUUACCAUCCAUCUCUCAAAGACUCCUGUCCUGCCUCGGCACCAGAAACUUCACCUGUGAAAGUUACCGCACUAUAAUUACGACUUUUGUGAAUGCACUUUUACGAGAUAGACAAGACACUUGCAAUCCACUGCCACCCAAUGGCACUAAAACACAGAGUGAUCUUAUCUACACAGACUUCAUGAAAGUCUUCCUCUCUCGCAGAGACACUAACGAUCCCGGGUGCCUUACUGACACAGCUGGCAUUAUACAAUGGGUCAACAAAAACUUUGGGCCAUUCAUUCAGUCAGCUCCCCUAAAGGACCUUGAGCAACUGAACAGAAACUUUACAGCGGUGGAUGCUCUACCUCUCCUGGGUCUAAGACAACUAUUUGAGUUUUCUGUAACUCCUGGCGCACUAAUUAAUUCUGAAGAUGUCACCAAUGUCAUGAAGUAUGUUAAGGAUUGCCAGCUUCCUGCUUUCUUUGACCUCUACUCCCCAAAAGUUCAGGAGAUCAAGCCCCCACAAGAUGUAAAAACAGCACUGAUUAAACAGGUAUUUGACAGAGUCAGUCUGUCUACUCUAAGCAUCACUAAUCAGGAAGCAAUUGUCUGGAUCCAGAGCAGACUAAAACCUCUGUUAGACAGCUUUUCAGAAAGCUUUGUGUCUCCAUUAUUCACCAUCCUCAACACAAGGGACUGCAAUAUAGCUCAAACUGCCUUGGGGCUAUUAGAUGCUGUUCGAGCUACACUACCCAUAAACACCAAAAAUGCAAUCUACAAUAACAUUCUUCAAUCCAUCAAAGGGCCACAGCCUCUGAGGUGCUACCGAAAUAACAGCUUUAUUGCAUUUGUGAAUGAAAGCCUGUACGGAUUUGGGCCGUUUCCAAAUGUGAAUUCCUUCCUCUCUCUGAUACCGCCAACUCGGAAAUCUGAGCUUGUAAACUCUAUAGCUCCUUCUGAGCUGGGAAACUACUUGAGGCAGGCGGACGUGGUGAACAGCGAUUCACAAAUCUGUGCCAUCUUCAACAACUUUGCCAAAACCCCUGAGUUCUUGGAAACCCAAGACGUUCCAGAUAAUGUUAAAAGCGCCACCCUUCCCUGUGUCUGGCCUAUGGCGUUGAGAAGCGACAACGAGACAGAGGCUGAUUUGUGGUUUAACCGUAGACUGAAGCCCUACUUGAAGUUCCUAAACAAAAAUCUAAUAGGGUCACAAGAGACACUGAACUCAUCUUGCCAAUCAUACAAGAAAAUGGUCGGUGUUUUAGGCAAUGGUUUCACCUUUACUGGCUCUCAGAUUACAGAUCUGGAUGUGUACAACACCAUCAAGACAUAUCUAAAAACAGACACUGACGCAAAAUGCUACAACCCAUUUGACCCAAGUCUGAAUUCAACUGCAUGGUUUGUCAACAACAUUGGCGCAUUUAUAACUUUCUUGACUCUGGAUGAUCUCUACUCUUUCGGCCCUGAGAGCACGAUGCAAACAUUCGCUGUGAACCCCGAUAACAUAAAGCUGUUCAAUCAAGUAUCACUUCCGAAAAACGUCUUCAGUCGCUACACUGAACUCAUCUUUCUAAAAAACCCAAGCUUUAAUCUUUUUGAUUUGCCUUCAAAUUUGCAGUGCGAUGCCCCAGUAUUGGUCUUCACUAAAUUGACUGAAGGUCAAACUAAUACUAUUCUUGCAAACUUCAAGACAUCUUGCACUGAUGUGGAUCCUGCGAUAUCUACUGCCCUGACGGCAAACAUCAAGACCAUUGAUGCUAGUGCUAUUACCAGCUUGGGAAGCCAGAUUGUUGGGCUAACAACUGCACAAUUAAACGCAGCACCUCCUUCGGUUCUUAUCAAUAGUCUCGCAACACUGGGCAGUACGUCUGGAUGGUCCCUCGGACAAGCCAAGUCAAUCAUAGCAGUGCUUUUCAGUGGAGAUUUUAAGAUCGACUCUCCCAGCAAGUUGGUGAGUCUAGGAUCACUGAUUGGUGGGAUUCCGUCAACAGUACUCACAGUCAUUUCACCGGAUCAGAUUCUUCAAACAACACAAAACACACAAUUCAUACAAAACAUAGUUGCUGCCCCAGAGAUUGUACAAAAGGUCUUUGUGAACCAGAUAAUCAAAGUGGGAUCUACAGUAUCUAACUUAAUGAAGAACAUUCCCAGUGACUUGGCCGUUCAAAUUCCAAGAACGUUCCUGGAGAUAACUAGUGUAGAGACAAGCGUUCUGCAAGAGUUUAACACAAAAAAGUGGAAACCUGAACAGGCAGUUCUUUUCUUUGAUUCUGUGGCAAAUGUUUUUGAUCAACCCGAUGACCUUUCAGUGGAAAUUUUGCAAGGAUUUACUUGCUCUCGAGUGCAGACAUUUACCGUAACCAAAAUCAAAGGCCUGAUCAAAGCCUGCCGACCGAGACUGGGCAGAACUAAGGUGGUACUGAGCGAGACUCAGCUGACUUGCAUGUACAACCUUGUUAGGAAGGAAUCACCAUUCGAUUUUGAAAACUAUCCUUCAGAUAUGUUGCUAUACUUCAAUUAUGCAACGAUCAACAAAACCCUCUGCAAAGCAUAUUUUACCCAAGUCGGAGCAGCAGAUCUCUCAAUCUUUUCAAGCACUCUGAGCGGAAGAAGGGACAUUUUGUUGAAUAAUGCUAUAGAUUGCUUGGGCAUUAAUGGGACAAGCAUCAAGAAACAGGAUCUGACAGUGCUCGGCAACUUGGUAUGUGCUGUGAGUGGGGAUGUCAUCAAAAACUCAGACCCAGAAAUCCUUGAAAACUUAAAGAACUGCAAAUACCUGUCCGAUUCGCAAAUAUCAGCCAUGCAAGAACUUCUAAUGAAGGGAACUUCACAAUAUGGACAAACAAGCAAGUGGAAUCAGAAAACACUGAAUGACCUGGAAUUUCUUCCAUUGUACUUCUCACAAAGUUUUUGGGGCUCAUUCACAAAGAGCGAUGUAGGCAAGUUCUUGAAAACCUUCUUAAAGUCUUUGAGGGAACUAAAAACACCGAAGGCACAAAUGAAAAAGCUGUUUACAGCAAUCUUUUUAUCUACAUACAGAACCAAGAGGACAGUGACUUGUGACAGUGGGUACAUCACUAGUGUUACCAUCAGCGAUGAGGCCUUUCCCUUUGGAUAUAAUGCGGAUCAGUUCCGCUACUGUCUGAAUGCAACCGUAGUGAGGGACAACCUCGCUAGCCUGUGUCAAAAGAUCGAGGAUAGCACCUAUCAGAGAACCAUUUUGGACAAACUCAAAGAGAUACAGCCGAGUGGGCUUUCAGAUGAUCAGGUCCAGGUGCUGAAGUCCGUGUCCAGGAGCGCUACAGUGGAUGAAAUCAGUAAAUGGAACAUCACUAAAUCUGACACCCUGGCAGCGCUCAUGGACGCCAAUGAUGGCGACUGGCCCUCUGCACAGAGCGAACUAAUCAUUACCAGAUACCUAAGCGCCAACAACAGUCUGGGCUCCACUGAGCUCAAUCUCGUGAAAGGACCAAACCUCUGCUCUCUGAAUGCCAGCGUGUUAUCAACAAUAUUGCCUGCCAGUAUGCGGGAGUCUGAUGCUUUGGAUGUGACAAAAUGUUCAACUGAGAAAAAGAAAGCACUCUUCACCGUCGCUAACAAAGCAUUUCCUAUAUCAGCCACAAGUAGUAAAAGUGUCAUCCUGUCAGCCUUCCAGCUCAUCGAAACCUAUCUGGGAGGUGCAGAUCUAAUCUACAUUAAGAAUCUGUCAUCAUAUAAUGUGAGCAUGAGCAUGUCCACUUUCAUAAAUCUGGAUCCAAGCGUGAUCUCGAGCCUCACCAUAUCAGAUGUAGUGGGUCUUCUUGGAAGCAAUUUGCAGGAUCUGAAAACAUUUGAAAACCAAACCGUCGUGUCGACCUGGAUCUCACUGCAGUUACAGUCAGAGCUGGAUAAACUCAAUCUCAAUCUGAAGGGAGGCAAAGCAACAGCUGACACAACGGUUGCUACAACGGUUGCUACCACCGUAGCGACAACUAUAGCUACGACUGUUACCACGGUCAAAACCACUGCAGGCGCUCCAGGAACCGCAGCCCAUGGAUGGACGGUUUCCUUCAGCAUUCUUGUGCUCAUUUUAACCAUGAAAAUGGAGAUUAUAUAGCAGCGCUGAGAUGAUAUUCUGCAGUUGAAGGAAUAUAAACAUACAGAAUAUUACAAUCUGAUCAAUCACAUUUUCUGUCAUUCUAUUCAUGUUUUUCCCGACAAAUUAAUUCACACAUGGAAAAAGAAGAACUUUUGCACUACUAGUCAAAGCAAAGGAUAUGUAGCAUUUGAUUUAAAUACUUGUACAAUUGUCUCAAACAAUAAAGAGUCUAUAUUUAAGUGUUUCAGACAUCUAGAAUUGUUAUAAAUUUCCUGGCCUUUUCUUGAAUAUGGCAAAAAGUAAGUGUUCAAUGACUUGUACCCGUUUAUUUGUGACAAUGAUCAUAACUAAUAAUGUCAAAUGUAGUCAUACACGUUAAUAAAAAGGUACUCUAUGAUGAACAAAA